GCUUCAACUCCUUUGAACUUGGAACCUGUUCUGAACCCUCACUCGGAACUUCUUCUUCACCUUUCCCCAUUUUCCUCUUCGCUACCCGGUUGCGACCUCUGACAUAUAUAUCUUUCCUUCUGUACCUAGACUAGACCCUGCACUCUCCCCACUUAUUCUUUGAGCAGAGUCCACUUUCUGAGCUGGGUGCUUGCACGCACUUUUUCUUCCUACAUGGACAACGUCGCGGAUAAUGAGAUGCUGGUCGAUGAAUAUGAGCAGUUUCACAAUGAUAGAACCGACGAUGUCGUCGUCUCCCAGUCCGGAUCCGAGGAACCGGAGCCAGAACCUCCUGCGGAUGACUAUCCGGCAAUGAUGGCUCGACUCCUCCCAAAAGACCCGGAUUUGGAGACCGCCGAUGAGGCAUGGCAUACAUGGCAUAUUGAGGACUGGCGGAAAUUAAAAAAGAGGGAACAUGGUCCGGUUUUUCAGUGUGCGGGAUUCCCAUGGCGAAUUCUUUUCUUUCCCUAUGGGAACCACGUCGAACACGCCUCCUUCUACCUGGAGCAUGCUUGGGAAAAUGAGCCGCCAGAGAACUGGUACGCGUGCGUUCAGUUUGCCCUUGUGCUUUGGAAUGUAAACGACCCGACUAUCAACAUUUCUCACGUCGCUACUCACCGAUUCAACGCCGACGAAGGGGAUUGGGGUUUCACCCGAUUCUGCGAACUGCGCAAGCUUUUUAAUAUGCCAUUUGAGGGCCGUGGUACACCUAUUGUACAAAACGAAGAAGCUAAUAUUACCGCCUAUGUGCGCGUUGUCAAAGAUCCCACAGGUGUCCUGUGGCACAGCUUCCAGAAUUAUGACUCUAAGAAAGAAACAGGCAUGGUUGGGUUAAAAAACCAGGGUGCUACUUGUUAUCUCAACUCGCUACUCCAGUCGCUGUAUUUUACAAAUGCUUUCCGCAAGUCUGUCUAUCAAAUCCCGACAGAUGAGGAGGCUUCGAGGGAAAAUAGUGCCUGGACUCUCCAGAGAUUGUUCAAUAAUCUUCAAACCAGUGAAUUAUCUGUCUCAACAACCGAACUUACCGCAUCUUUCGGGUGGGAAUCGCGACAAAUUUUCGAGCAACAGGAUGUUCAAGAACUAUCCCGAAAGUUGAUGGAGAGGCUGGAAGAGAAAAUGAAGGGAACGCCCGCAGAAAAGGCACUUCCAGAACUAUUCGUGGGGAAAACAAAGACUUAUAUAUCUUGCAUUAACGUCGAUUAUGAGUCGUCGCGAGUGGAAGAUUUCUGGGAUAUCCAACUAAAUGUGAGAGGCAACAAGACGCUCGACGACAGCUUCAAGGACUAUAUCCAAGUGGAGACACUUGAGGGUGAAAACAAGUACGACGCCGGCCAACCGUAUGGCCUUCAAGAUGCCAACAAGGGUGUUAUUUUUGAAAGCUUCCCUCCUGUGUUGCAUCUUCACUUGAAGCGCUUCGAGUAUGACAUCCACCGAGAUGCCAUGAUGAAAAUCAAUGAUCGACAUGCCUUCCCCAUGGAGUUCGAUGCUGCCCCCUAUCUCUCUAAGGACGCGGAUCGGUCCGAGUCCUGGGUUUACCAGCUGCAUGGCGUAUUGGUUCACAGCGGUGACUUGAAUGCGGGUCACUACUUUGCCUUCUUGAAGCCUACCAAAGACGGAUUCUGGUAUCGUUUCGAUGACGAUAGGGUAACUAGGGCUACUGACAGGGAGGUUCUCGAAGAAAACUAUGGCGGUGAAUAUGAACUCGCCAAUGGCGCGGCUGGAGCCCGACAACCGUACACACGAGGUCUAUCUACGAAGCGGUCGACAAACGCCUAUAUGCUGGUUUACAUCCGGAAGUCUAGAUUGGAUGACGUUCUUUUGCCUAUCACAAAGGAGGAUGUGCCUUCUCACAUUGAACAGCGUCUAGCGGAAGAGCGCGUGGAUUUAUUACGCAGGAAGAAGGAGAGAGAAGAAGCUCACCUGUACAUUAAUGUUGGAGUGUUGACCGAAGAAACUUUCCGGUCCCAUCAUGGUUUUGAUCUCACAAGCUUCGACCAAUCAACUGAUGAUGCAGCACUUCCGAAGCAGUAUCGAAUCCUCAGGGCCAAGAAGGUUGGCGAGUUUGCACAGCAAAUAGCGGAAGAGAAAGGCAUCGAUGCUUCUCAAGUCCGAUUCUGGGUCAUGGUGAACCGCCAAAAUAAGACAACUCGGCCAGAUCAGGUCAUCAAGGAUCCAGAAAUGACCGUUGAAGAGGCUUAUAGCCGGUUUGGCACAAAGGGCAACCCUUUCAGGGUCUGGCUGGAAGUCGGCCAACCUUCCGCAGAUGGAACAAUGUCUUGGCCGGAUAGCAACAACUCGGUGUUGAUCUUCUUGAAACAUUUCGACGUGCCAAAGCAAACUUUGACUGGCGUUGGCGCUGUAUACGUUCGCAAGAACCAGAAAGUUUCCGACCUCGCUCCGACAAUAUUGGACUUAAUGGCCUGGCCGGCUGGGACGGAGUUUGUCUUGUACGAAGAGAUCAAGCACAACAUGAUUGACCUGAUGAAGCCAAAGCAGACCUUCCAGCAGUCCGAAAUUCAAGACGGCGACAUUAUCACCUUCCAAAAAUCGGUUAAGGAAUCGGAGCUACCACCCACGGCAUUAUAUGCCGAUGCCAAACUAUACUACGAUUACCUCCUUAAUAGGAUAAAUGUCACCUUUGCUCCUAUCAAAGCAACCGAUGGCGAGGAGUUCACGCUGACGCUGAGUCGGAAAAUGACAUAUGACCAAUUUUCCAAGAAGGUUGGCGAGCAUUUGAACGUUGAUUUCACACAUUUGCGUUUUGCUCCCGUCAUCGCUAGCACAGGGAAGCCAAAGCCAUUCAUCAAGAGGAGUUCCAAUCAGAAUGCGCAAACCCUACAAGCCAUCCUCAGUGGCCAGGUGACUGGCUAUGGGCUCAGCGUGCAUCGCCAAGACGCACUUUACUAUGAAGUCUUAGAGACAAGCCUAAGUGAUUAUGAGUCUAAGAUCUGCUUGUCAGUAACAUGGCUCUCCGAAGGCAUUACGAAAGAGCAAGUCGUCGAGGUCCUCGUUCCUCGAGAUGGAACGAUCUCUGAUCUCCUGGCUGGCCUGCAGAAGAAGGCGAAUCUUGACGACGACACGAUUCGAAACACGCGGGUUUACGAAACGCACGGAGGCAAGAUAUACCGAGACUUCCAGCCGGAUUCUAAGAUUGCUGGCAUCAAUGAGUUUGUCACCCUGUACGCGGAGAAAAUCCCUGAAGAGGAAGUGAGCAUGGGGAAUGGCGAUCGGACAAUCAAUGCGUACAACUUCGAUAAGGAAGUGAACCGGCCACAUGGCGUACCUUUCAAAUUCGUUAUGAAAUCUGGCGAAAUCUUCAAAGAAACCAAGGAACGACUUUCCAAACGAACGGGCCUCAAGGGAAAGCGAUUCGAGAAGAUUAAGUUUGCUGUUGUUCCUCGAUCGUUAUACUCAAACCCAAGAUAUCUUGAAGAUGAUGACAUACUCUCCGACAUAAUCGGCGAUUCGGAUGAUCUGCUUGGUCUUGACCAUUUAAAUAAGAACCGGAACUUUUGGAACAGAAGCGAGUCCUUCUUCAUCCGAUAGAGGCCGAACGUGAUAAAUGCAUUACUGCACCAUAUGCUGCAUUGUUAAAUGACACACAACUUACACACGAAUUGCGGUAAAUACGAAUGGGCAGGGAGGGUAUGAUUAUAGGGGUGUUAGGCUCACCUUGGUCCAGAGAGAGAAGGAGAGAAUGGGGGAGGAAGAAAACCCCCCCCCCCCCCCCC
Molecule: messenger RNA, 3770 nt
Organism: Aspergillus ochraceoroseus IBT 24754
Lineage: Eukaryota; Fungi; Ascomycota; Eurotiomycetes; Eurotiales; Aspergillaceae
Product: ubiquitin-specific protease UBP15
Exons: 11
Coding region: 214-3585 (1123 amino acids)
Biological process (GO): protein deubiquitination; regulation of protein stability
Cellular component (GO): nucleus; cytosol
Molecular function (GO): protein binding; cysteine-type endopeptidase activity; cysteine-type deubiquitinase activity
Source: RefSeq, a predicted model, not a curated record